AUUGAAGUCCUCCACCACAGUUUUCAGAUCAUUUCUCACCCAAAAGAAAUACACACAACACAGUCCCAAGAAAAAAAAGCCAUGGCUGCAACAAAAUCUCCGUCGUCGUCGACGAUGUCUCUGUUAACUUUCUCUCUCUACAUCUCUCUGUUUCUCGCUCAAGCAUGGGCUUCCGACAUGUCGAUCAUAUCCUACGACCGGAAGAACAACCUCGCCGUGCCGGCGGGCCUCCGGUCCCACGACGAGGUGGUCUCUAUGCACGAGUCGUGGAUGGCGGAGCACGGCAAGUCCUACAACGCCGUCGGCGAAAAGGAGAAGAGGCUCGAGAUUUUCAAGGAUAAUUUGAGGUACAUCGACGAGCAGAACGCCAUCGAAAACCGUACCUACAAGCUCGGCCUCAACCGCUUCGCCGAUUUGACCAACGACGAGUACCGGAAAACGUUCCUCGGCUCCAGACCCGACGGCAAACGCCGGUUGACCGGCCGGAAAAGUGAUCGGUACGCGCCUAAAGUCGGCGACGCCUUGCCGGAUUCCAUCGACUGGAGGGAGAAAGGCGCCGUCGUUCCGAUCAAAGAUCAAGGCAGCUGCGGGAGUUGCUGGGCAUUCUCUACAAUAACUGCAGUGGAAGGUAUAAACCAAAUCGCGACCGGAGAAUUGAUCUCGCUUUCAGAGCAAGAGCUGGUCGAUUGCGACAGGUCAUACAACCAAGGCUGCAAUGGCGGCCUUAUGGACUAUGCUUUCCAGUUCAUCAUCAAGAAUGGCGGCAUCGAUUCCGAUCAAGAUUAUCCUUACAAAGGCCGUGAUGCAAAAUGCGACCAAACCAGGAAAAAUGCCAAAGUUGUCUCGAUCGAUGGCUAUGAGGAUGUGCCUGUGAGCGACGAAAAGGCACUGCAGAAGGCGGCUGCUAGCCAACCCAUUAGCGUGGCUGUUGAAGCCGGUGGGCGGGACUUUCAACUUUAUAACUCGGGAAUAUUCUCCGGAAAAUGUGGGGUCGAAUUGGACCAUGGUGUGAGUGUGGUUGGCUACGGCACCGAAAAGGGAAAGGACUAUUGGAUAGUGAGGAACUCGUGGGGAGUGAGUUGGGGAGAGAAGGGCUAUUUAAGAAUGGAGCGAAACGUGGCUUCAAAAGACGGUCUGUGUGGCAUAGCUAUCGAGCCAUCCUACCCAACAAAAACGGGUGCAAACCCUCCAAAGCCCGGCCCGUCUCCUCCUUCUCCACCGGUGGCCCCACCUUCCGUCUGUGACGACUACUACGAAUGCCCAGAGAGCACCACAUGCUGCUGUGUGUACGAGUACGGAAAAUACUGCUUCGCAUGGGGGUGCUGCCCGCUCGAGGGUGCCACUUGCUGCGAAGAUCACUACAGCUGCUGCCCCCAUGAGUACCCUGUCUGUAACAUCCGUGCUGGAACUUGCUCGAUUAGCAAGAAUAACCCGCUUGGAGUUCAGGCGAUGAAGAGCAUUCUUGCAAAACCGAUCGGUGCUUUCGGCAAGCAAGGCAAGAAGAGCAGUUCUUGAGGAAAAAAAAAAGUUUGAAAUCUGGAUGUAAAAGGAAAGAUUUCAGACUGAAGAGAACAUUCGAGGAAGUGGGAAUUAAUGGGGUCUGAUUUGUACAUGGUUUUUCUGUCUUUAUAUUUCCAAGGUUCGGAUCCGAACAAGAAUAACAGAUGAUGAUAAUUGUUUCUACAUUGUCUAUUUAUUGUAUAGUCUCUCUCUUUUUUCGUUUACGAUGAUUAGUGGCUGCCAUCGAUCGGUGCAGCUCAAUCUCCAGAUUUCUGUGUCUGUAUCUGUAUUUGAUGAUUCAUACAUUUAAAGAAGGCCCUUCUUUUCUGGCUUUGAAAAAAA
Erythranthe guttata (spotted monkey flower) is the source of this 1842-nucleotide messenger RNA. RefSeq names its product low-temperature-induced cysteine proteinase. The record is from RefSeq and is a predicted model, not a curated record. Gene Ontology annotation, biological process: proteolysis. Gene Ontology annotation, molecular function: cysteine-type peptidase activity. NCBI's taxonomy places the organism in Eukaryota, Viridiplantae, Streptophyta, Magnoliopsida, Lamiales, Phrymaceae.